Miscanthus lutarioriparius is the source of this 1542-nucleotide messenger RNA. Lineage: Eukaryota; Viridiplantae; Streptophyta; Magnoliopsida; Poales; Poaceae. The record is from the annotation of a GenBank genome assembly.
AUGGAUCCCCCAGGCCCCGGCGACGAAGGCGAGGCGACGCAGCCGCAGCCGCCGGAGUGGCGGUUCGCCCAGGUCUUCGGCGAGCGUGCCGCGGGCGAGGACGUCCAGGAAGUUGACAUCAUCUCUGCAAUUGAAUUUGAUAAAUCUGGUGAUCGUCUUGCCACUGGGGAUAAAGGAGGACGUGUGGUUUUAUUUGAAAGGACAGAUGCUCGGGAUAAUGCCAGCCGGAGAGAACUGGAGGGACAAGAUGUUCCAGUUACUAGACACCCAGAGUUCCGCUACAAAACGGAAUUUCAGAGUCAUGAACCUGAGUUUGACUACCUGAAAAGUUUGGAAAUAGAGGAAAAGAUCAACAAGAUCAAGUGGUGCCAGACAGCCAACAAUGCUCUCUCCCUUUUGUCUACAAAUGAUAAAACAAUAAAAUACUGGAAGGUUCAAGAGAAGAAAGUAAAACGAAUUGCAGUCAUGAAUUUGGACAGUUCCCAAAGUGUAGGAAGUAGUACCACUGCUAUUGCAAGUACCAGUAGUUCUAAGGCACCUCUUCCAAAUGGCGGAUGCUCUGAUAAGUUUGAUUGCCUGAAUAACGAUCUCUCAUUUCCACCUGGAGGCUACCCAUCACUGCGUUUGCCAGUGGUUACCAGUCUAGAAGCAAACCCUGUUGCUAGAUGUCGACGUGUAUUUGCUCACGCACACGAUUACCAUGUAAAUUCUAUUUCAAAUAAUAGUGAUGGUGAGACAUUCAUAUCAGCAGAUGAUCUCCGAAUAAAUUUAUGGAACAUGGAAAUAAACAGCCAGAGCUUUAACAUUGUUGAUGUGAAGCCUACAAACAUGGAAGAUCUAACAGAGGUGAUUACAUGUGCGGAGUUCCAUCCAUCCCAUUGUAAUACACUGGCCUAUAGUAGUUCAAAGGGUUCUAUCCGCCUUAUUGAUCUACGUCAAUCAGCACUGUGUGACAACCAUUCCAAAAUAUUUGAGGAACACGAAGCACCUGGAUCAAGAUCCUUCUUUACUGAAAUUAUUGCAUCAAUUUCUGAUAUAAAGUUUUCAAGGAACGGUAGAUAUAUUCUUAGCCGUGAUUAUAUGACUCUCAAGCUAUGGGAUCUAAACAUGAAUUCAGGCCCUGUUUCAACCUUCCAAGUCCAUGAACAUUUGAGACCUAAGCUCUGCGAUCUGUAUGAGAAUGACUCAAUUUUCGACAAGUUUGAGUGUUGUCUUAGUGGGGAUGGACUUCGUGUUGCAACUGGUUCUUAUGGUAAUAUAUUUCGUGUUUUUGGUUGUACUCCUGGAAGCAUGGAGGCAACAACUUUGGAAGCAAGUAGGAAUCCAAUGAGGGGAUGGAACCCUAGCCAUCCUAUUUGGGAACAGAGUGUCACUGUUGGCCAUCACCGACCUAAUGUAAUUACAGGUGGAGAAAAUCAAGGCGUUGAUGCUAAUGGGAAUUCAUUUGACUUCUCAACAAAGCUGCUCCACCUCGCAUGGCACCCGACCGAGAAUUCCAUUGCAUGUGCUGCUGCAAAUAGCUUGUAUAUGUAUUAUGCGUAG